Molecule: messenger RNA, 3933 nt
Organism: Puma concolor (puma)
Lineage: Eukaryota; Metazoa; Chordata; Mammalia; Carnivora; Felidae
Gene: NFRKB
Product: nuclear factor related to kappaB binding protein
Cellular component (GO): Ino80 complex
Molecular function (GO): protease binding
Source: RefSeq, a predicted model, not a curated record
AUGGAUUCCUUGGACCAUAUGCUGACGGAUCCCUUGGAACUGGGUCCAUGUGGAGAUGGCCAUGGCACACGUAUUAUGGAGGACUGCCUCCUGGGGGGCACCAGGGUUAGUCUGCCUGAGGACCUUCUGGAGGAUCCCGAAAUAUUCUUUGAUGUAGUCAGCCUCUCAACAUGGCAGGAAGUAUUGAGUGAGUCUCAGCGUGAACACCUCCAGCAGUUUCUGCCUCACUUUCCUGAAGACAGUCUCGAGCAGCAGAAUCAGCUCAUCCUAGCCUUGUUCAGCGGGGAGAACUUCCGCUUUGGGAACCCUCUGCACAUUGCCCAGAAGCUUUUCCGAGAUGGACACUUUAACCCCGAGGUGGUUAAGUACCGGCAGCUGUGCUUCAAGUCCCAGUACAAGCGAUACCUCACCUCCCAGCAGCAGUAUUUCCAUAGGCUGCUGAAGCAGAUCCUGGCUUCCCGGAAUGACCUGCUGGAGAUGGCCCGACGGAGUGGCCCGGCCCUUCCCUUCCGCCAGAAGCGCCCUUCACCAUCCCGCACCCCUGAGGAGCGGGAGUGGCGGACCCAGCAGCGCUACUUGAAGGUCUUGAGGGAAGUGAAGGAGGAGUGUGGUGACACAGACCUGUCCUCUGAUGAAGAGGCCACGUUGGAUUUACAAGAAAAAUUUUCUUUUGAAGAUCUCAGCUCAUGGCUUCCGAGCUCUCCAGCGCGUUCUCCUAGCCCUGCGGUGCCCCUGAGGGUGGUGCCCACGCUUUCAACCACGGAUAUGAAAACUGCAGAUAAAAUAGAACUGGGGGACAGUGACCUGAAGAUAAUGUUAAAGAAGCACCAUGAGAAGCGGAAACAUCAACCAGAUCAUCCGGACCUUUUGACAGGGGACCUGACUCUCAAUGACAUCAUGACUCGAGUAAAUGCUGGCAGGAAGGGCUCUCUAGCAGCACUAUAUGACUUGGCUGUCCUUAAAAAAAAGGUUAAGGAAAAAGAGGAGAAGAAGAAGAAGAAAAUAAAACUGAUCAAAUCAGAGGCAGAGGAUUUGGCUGAACCCUUAAGCAGUGCUGACGGGAUCCCACCUCUCUCACAGGCCCCUUCUCCGCUGGCUAUACCUGCUAUCAAGGAGGAGCCUCUUGAAGAUCUCAAGCCUUGCCUUGGAAUCAAUGAAAUAUCUUCCAGUUUCUUCUCUUUGCUAUUAGAGAUCUUGUUGCUGGAGGGGCAGGCUAGCCUUCCUAUGCUGGAGGAACGGGUUUUGGAUUGGCAGUCCUCUCCAGCCAGCUCCCUCAAUAGCUGGUUCUCUGCGGCCCCCAACUGGGCAGAGUUGGUGUUACCAGCCCUGCAGUAUCUUGCUGGAGAAAGUCGUGCUGUACCUUCCAGUUUCUCUCCGUUUGUUGAAUUCAAAGAGAAAACCCAGCAGUGGAAAUUGCUUGGCCAGUCCCAAGAUAAUGAAAAGGAAUUAGCUGCACUCUUUCAACUAUGGCUAGAAACCAAAGACCAGGCUUUCUGUAAGCAAGAAAAUGAAGACAGCUCAGAUGCCACAACACCUGUUCCUCGGGUAAGAACUGACUAUGUGGUGCGGCCCAGCACGGGGGAGGAGAAACGAGUUUUUCAGGAACAGGAGCGUUACAGAUACAGCCAGCCCCAUAAGGCAUUCACCUUUCGCAUGCAUGGCUUUGAGUCUGUAGUGGGGCCUGUGAAGGGUGUUUUUGACAAGGAAACCUCGCUCAACAAGGCUCGGGAGCACUCCCUGCUGCGCUCUGACCGUCCUGCCUACGUUACCAUCCUGUCUCUUGUUCGAGAUGCUGCAGCCCGGCUGCCUAAUGGGGAAGGUACCAGGGCCGAGAUUUGUGAGCUGCUCAAGGACUCCCAGUUUCUGGCACCAGAUGUCACCAGCACUCAGGUGAACACAGUAGUGAGUGGGGCCCUGGAUCGGCUGCAUUAUGAAAAAGACCCAUGUGUGAAAUACGACAUUGGGCGAAAGCUGUGGAUCUACCUGCAUCGGGACCGGAGCGAGGAGGAAUUUGAGCGGAUUCACCAAGCACAAGCAGCUGCAGCUAAAGCCAGAAAAGCCCUUCAGCAAAAACCCAAGCCUCCAUCCAAGGUGAAGUCUGGUAGCAAGGAGAGUUCAUUGAAAGUCCUCAGCAGUGGCCCUUCUGAGCAGAGCCAGAUGAGCCUCAGUGACUCCAGCAUGCCUCCCACUCCAGUCACACCUGUGACCCCCACCACUCCGGCUCUGCCUGCCACUCCGAUCUCCCCUCCUCCUGUGUCCUCGGUGAACAAAAGCGGCCCUACUCCUGUCUCAGAGCCAGCGAAAUCUAGCUCAGGUGUUCUUCUGGUGUCUUCACCCACAAUGCCACAGCUAGGAACAAUGCUCUCCCCAGCUUCCAGCCAGACUCCACCAAAUUCUCAGGCAGCCGCCCGUGUGGUGAGCCACUCUGGCUCGGCUGGACUGCCCCAGGUGCGGGUGGUGGCCCAGCCUGGCCUUCCUACUGCUACUCAGCAGUCAGCAGGGCCGACUCAGACACUGCCACAGAUGCCAGCAGGACCACAGAUGCGCGUUCCAGCCACUGCUACUCAGACCAAAGUUGUGCCACAGACAGUAAUGGCCACCGUGCCGGUCAAAGCUCAGACUGCGGCGGCCACUGUGCAGCGGCCUGGACCUGGGACAGGGCUCACGAUGACAAGUCUCCCUGCCACAGCCAGCCCCGCGAGCAAGCCAGCCACCAGUUCUCCUGGGAGCUCCGCUCCGAGUGCUUCCACAGCUGCUGUCAUUCAGAAUGUCACAGGACAGAACAUUAUCAAGCAGGUGGCAAUCACUGGGCAGCUUGGUGUGAAGCCCCAGGCAGGCAGCAGCAUUCCACUCACAGCCACUAACUUCCGUAUCCAGGGUAAGGACGUAUUGCGUCUGCCACCCUCUUCCAUCACCACAGAUGCCAAAGGCCAGACGGUUCUGCGAAUCACUCCGGACAUGAUGGCCACGUUGGCCAAGUCCCAGGUUACCACAGUGAAACUGACCCAGGACCUCUUUGGGACGGGAAGCGGCACUUCGGGCAAAGGCAUUUCUGCCACCUUACACGUCACUUCUAAUCCAGUCCACGCGACGGAUAGCCCUGCCAAGGCCAGUUCGGCCAGUGCCCCUUCGUCCACUCCAACAGGUACCACCGUGGUUAAAGUGACUCCUGACCUCAAGCCAACAGAAGCCUCCAGUUCAGCUUUUCGCUUGAUGCCGGCACUUGGUGUGAGUGUGGCAGACCAGAAGGGGAAAAACACAGUGGCUUCUUCAGAAGCAAAACCAGCUGCCACGAUCCGCAUCGUGCAGGGCCUGGGCGUGAUGCCCCCCAAAGCAGGCCAGACCAUCACAGUUGCGACCCAUGCCAAGCAAGGGUCCUCAGUGGCCAGUGGGUCUGGAACUGUCCAUACUUCGGCGGUGUCCUUGCCCAGUAUGAAUGCUGCCGUGUCCAAGACUGUGGCCGUGGCCUCUGGGGCUGCAAGCACCCCCAUCAGCAUCGGGGCAGGAGCCUCUGCUGUGCGGCAGGUCCCUGUCAGCACCACAGUUGUUUCCACGUCCCAGGCUGGGAAGCUGCCUACGCGGAUCACAGUUCCUCUCUCUGUUAUUAGCCAGCCUAUGAAGGGCAAAAGUGUGGUCACGGCCCCCAUCAUCAAAGGCAACCUUGGAGCCAACCUCGGCGGGUUGGGCCGCAAUAUCAUCCUGACCACCAUGCCAGCGGGGACUAAGCUCAUUGCCGGCAACAAGCCAGUUAGUUUCCUCACUGCCCAGCAGUUGCAGCAGCUUCAGCAGCAAGGCCAGGCCACACAGGUGCGCAUCCAGACUGUCCCUGCAUCCCAUCUUCAACAGGGAACAGCUUCUGGUUCCUCCAAAGCAGUCUCCACUGUUGUUGUGACCACAGCUCCAUCUCCUAAACAGGCACCUGAACAGCAGUGA